GACUGUAGCAAUUUAAAUGGUGAAGGUGGUACGGUUAUCGUCAUUUUGACACAGAGUGAUUUACAAACAAACAAAUUUGAUAUUGUUCAGAUAAAGGCAAUAUUACAAAAGAAACUGCCAGUUUUAAUUUAGCUAGUUUUAUUUCGAUCUUCUGUUAAUCUUAAGAUCUACAAUGCCGAAGAAUAAGACCACACCAAAUGCUUUCUACUUCUUUAUGCUGGAUCGAAGAGCUGCAUACCAGGCAAACGGGGCAAAAUUUCCAAAUGGGCUGAAAGAUGUAGCCGAAAUUGCUGGCCAAGAGUGGGCGGUCCUCCCUAAAGCUCAGAGAAAGAAGUAUGAAGACAUGGCUAAAGAGGAGAAAGAGAGGCUUAAAAAAGACACUUCAAGAAAAUUUACAAACUUGCACAAUUCUUUUAAUUACCUGGAAAAGACUCGUAAUGAAAAAGAAGAGACAAAAAAGUUGAUCAAUGACACGAUAGAAAAAACGGUCGCGAGUCUGUGCGUUACCAAAAGGAUUGCAACUUUCAAGUUUUAUCUGAUACACAUCAACUACUUCUACAAGGAUGGCAGUGAGUGUUACCACCCUGCAGAGAUAGCAGUUUCCGAGUUCAGUCUGACAGAGGGAGUAACAAAUGUGUUUCACACAAUAAUCGGGCAAAUAAAAAUAGCAAUUGGCUUCCGUUUGGAUGUCGUAAAUCGCACCAAUGAAGUUCAUCACAUCCCUGCGGAUAAUAACAAAGGAGAGGAGAGUUUUGAAGUAGUUUGGAGAAAUGUGAAAGAAAUACUAAGGGGAGGCAGAAAUGCUCACGGGGGUUCAUAUCCCCCGAUGUAUACGAUGCCGGACAACAUAAGCCUAAACACAAGCAUGGCUUGUGUUAGAAACGUGGUUCAGAUGUUGGCGGAAACGAGUGGUGAUAAUGCCGAUGAUUUCCCUGUAUUCCCCCUCGAGAAGUUAUUUUACGAGCUCAAGUAUGGGUGUGCGAAAUUCGCCGGGGAAGCCGAUGACCCAAGAUCUUACUACCCUAGUGUUCCAUUUGCCUGUUCUCGCCUAGAAAAUGAUAUUUUUAACCUUACUGAGGAAAUCGCCUGCUCACUGCACAUAGAGAAAGAGCAAGUGGCGAACUGCUCGAAGAGCUUUGUCCAGAGAUGGGCCUACAUCAUCUGUGACCAGUGUUGUGCUUACCUUGACAUAGAAGUGGUGCCGGGUAAACACGUACCUUCCAACUCUGCUGUGGACAGUCUGGCCAAGUUCAAAGAGAGGCAGCGAGUGAAAAAGGCUGAAGAAGCUGCUGCUAAAGCUGCCCAGAAACCGUUUACGAUGGUCGACCAAUCUGGAAAGGUUGUGAAAUCUUUUGCCCCGGUUGAGUUGGAACAUCGACCCGUGGCUAAACCAACAGUGCAGCCUACUUUUGUGAGACCUACUGCCCUUAAUCAAUGUUUCAAUUGUGACUUCCCGGAGACGCCGAUUGGUCGAGGAGCAAAUCCUAGAACUCAAAGAAGAUGUGCUGUGGGGUUCAAAAAAAGUUCUCCACGGAUGAGUUAAGCUGCUUUACAAAACUAAACUCCAGCUGCCUGGAUUUGCCCUCCGAUAAUCAGGGAAAGCAGCAAAUACAAAAUAAAGACCAGACCAACAGAAAAGCAAGAUAUUAAGUUAGUGUUUAGUACCAUUUGUCGUACACCGUACCACCAUGUUUUUUCUACUAUUUAGUUCAAAAUUGCUUGUUCAUUUUGCUAUUUGAGCCUGAUAAUGUAGCUCUUAAAAACAAUGAGCUAGGUAUUUUUUUUUAUUAACUGUACCACUAUGCUUUUUUUGUAAUAAUUCAAAAUUGUUUGUUCACUUUUCUCUUAGGCUUCUGAAAGUUCAGACAGAAAGUAAUUUUCUUGAGAAAAUUUAGGAAACUUUGCUAAGGAAAGAUUGUUGGAAGUUGACUAAGUUGAUAAAUAACACGGUAUUUCAGCUAUAUGAAUUCUGUGUUAAAAGAAUUAAGUAAGUUGGUGUUUUAAGAUGUAUAUGUGGUGUUUAUAAAAGCGCUAUAAACAUGUUACCUAUGUAAAUUAAUAUUUUUAUUACUACUAGUCCAAUUUUGUAAUUUAAAUAUUUAUUAAAAGUGUAUUUAAUUUAUA
Molecule: messenger RNA, 2124 nt
Organism: Macrosteles quadrilineatus (aster leafhopper)
Lineage: Eukaryota; Metazoa; Arthropoda; Insecta; Hemiptera; Cicadellidae
Product: protein maelstrom homolog
Exons: 14
Coding region: 173-1543 (456 amino acids)
Biological process (GO): spermatogenesis; regulation of miRNA-mediated gene silencing; male meiotic nuclear division
Cellular component (GO): nucleus; P granule
Molecular function (GO): sequence-specific DNA binding
Source: RefSeq, a predicted model, not a curated record